Messenger RNA from Telopea speciosissima, 1471 nucleotides. Its product is annotated as histone-lysine N-methyltransferase ATX2-like. Gene Ontology annotation, biological process: regulation of transcription by RNA polymerase II. The record is from RefSeq and is a predicted model, not a curated record. The transcript has 12 exons. Gene Ontology annotation, cellular component: chromatin. Lineage: Eukaryota; Viridiplantae; Streptophyta; Magnoliopsida; Proteales; Proteaceae. The coding region runs from base 202 to 1338 and encodes 378 amino acids.
UCUACUUUUUGACAUUUGAUUUUUCCUGCCUUCUAGUCUGUGACAAAUCUUUUGACGCUUUAGCAGGAAUUGUCAAAUUCUAGAGUGUCCUCAAAGUACUCAGGAUGUAAGUUUUCCUCAGAAGCUUAUGGAGACCUGCUGGCUGGUUACAGACCUGUUCGUAUUGCCUGGAAAGAUCUUGAUAAAUGCAGUGUUUGCUACAUGGAUGAGGUACAUUUUCCAUUGUUUAACAAGCUUUCUCUUUUAACUUUGAGACUUUCACUUGUUUUCUUUGAAUAUGAAAACAACUUGUUUCUGCAGUGUGAUAAAUGCCGAAUGAUGGUCCAUGCUAGAUGCUAUGGUGAAUUAGAACCUGUUAAUGGGGUUCUAUGGUUGUGCAACUUAUGUCGGCCAGGGAUUGCCAAGCAUCCCCCGCUAUGCUGCCUUUGUCCUGUCGUUGGAGGUGCCUUGAAGCCUACAACUGAUGGACGCUGGGCUCAUCUAGCAUGUGCUAUGUGGAUACCCGAGACUUGCCUAUCUGAUGUCAAGAGAAUGGAGCCGAUUGAUGGGGUUAACCGAAUCAAUAAGGAUCGUUGGAAACUUUUGUGUAGCAUUUGUGGUGUUUCUUAUGGAGCUUGUAUCCAGUGUUCAAAUAGUACUUGUUGUGUAGCAUACCAUCCGCUAUGUGCACGUGCUGCUGGCCUUUGUGUAGAGGUUGAGGACAAAAACAGGCUUCACCUUAUGUCCCUGGAUGAGGAUGAAGAUGAAGAUAAUCAAUGUAUUCGUCUACUUUCCUUCUGCAAGAGGCAUAGGCAGCCAUCUAAUGCACGUUGUUCACUUGCUGAUGAGAAAACUGGGCAAAUUAGCAGGCGUUGUUCCAACUACAAUCGUCUGUCUAAUCCAUCUGGCUGUGCUCGUACUGAACCUUAUGAUUUUUGUACGAGGAGGGGAAGGAAAGCACCUGAAGCCCUUGCUGCUGCAUCCUUGAAGCGGUUAUAUGUAGAGAAUAGACCAUACUUGGUUACUGGUUACUGUCAAAAUGGAUCGUUUGGAAAUGUACCCUCUUCCAAUCAACUCACAGCUCCAAGAUUCUCAUCUAUCCUUCAAAACUCAAGAACCUUUCAGCUUGAGAACCCUAAGAAUAUCCUUUCUGUAGCUGAAAAAUACCAAUACAUGAGAGAAACCUUCAAAAAGAGACUAACAUUUGGGAAAUCUGGAAUCCAUGGAUUUGGCAUAUUUGCAAAACAACCACAUAGAGCAGGAGACAUGGUGAUUGAAUAUACGGGUGAACUUGUCAGACCUCCAAUUGCUGACCAAAGGGAACAUUUUAUAUACAACUCAUUUGUGAAAUUUUACUAAAUGUCAGGGGCUCACCCUUGUAAGAAUAUUAUUUGAGUUAGAUCCUAGCUAUCAGUGUCACAAAUGAGCAUUUAUUGCUUUUCACAGAAGAGCAUUUAGUGUCCAAGUGGCUAUCAAUUCACAUGGAACAAAG